AUGCGGGGAGGGAGGGAGGGAGAGAGAGAGAGAGAGAGAGAGACAGGCAGAGAGAAGGGGAUGAAGAGUGAAAGUAAAGUUUGUGUAGUUUACUAUCUCUGUAGAAAUGGGCAGCUUGAGCAUCCUCAUUUCAUGGAGGUUUCACUCUCUUCUCCAGAUGGUCUUUAUCUUAGAGAUGUGCUAAGUAGAUUGACUUUACUCAGAGGAAAGGACAUAGCUUACAUGUAUUCCUGGUCUUCAAAACGAAGCUACAAGAAUGGAUACGUGUGGCAUGACUUAUCUGAAGACGACAUGUUAGAACCCACCAAUGGUAACGACUACAUUCUGAAAGGAUCUGAGCUUCAUCAAAGCUCGUCCACGUCGCAGUCAAAUGCCCUGAGUUCAAUCUCCGUCACUGCAAAAAGGAAGAAAAACCAGUCAUGGAGUUCAUUCGAAAACCCUCAUGAGCAGGAGAAGAAUAAUUACAGGGUAAUCUAUAAAUCCGAGUCUAACCGAGAACUUGGUAGGAAGUUCGAUGCUGCAACACAGACGGAGGACACAACAGGGAGGAGGAGGAGAAGCACAAACAUGAAACAAGUGGAAGAGAAAACGAGUGUAGAGACGAUCAGCUCAAACGGUUUGAAGUAUGAAAACGGACACAUAGGAUAUCGAAGUUCUGAUAAUGGAAAAAUGAAGGCUUCUCAUGUUUUUAAGAAGUUGAUUACUUGUGGAUCAUCUUUCACUAUUAGUAGACACAUAUAA
Fraxinus pennsylvanica is the source of this 741-nucleotide messenger RNA. Lineage: Eukaryota; Viridiplantae; Streptophyta; Magnoliopsida; Lamiales; Oleaceae. The record is from the annotation of a GenBank genome assembly.